This is a messenger RNA of Panicum hallii, 1978 nucleotides long. Its product is annotated as F-box/kelch-repeat protein At1g22040-like. Lineage: Eukaryota; Viridiplantae; Streptophyta; Magnoliopsida; Poales; Poaceae. The coding region runs from base 305 to 1684 and encodes 459 amino acids. Gene Ontology annotation, molecular function: protein binding. The transcript has 2 exons. The record is from RefSeq and is a predicted model, not a curated record.
AUUCCACCAACCCCCCCUCCCCCCCUCUUGGCUGCGUGCGUAUCGCCGUCCUCGGCAUUCGCCCCCUUCCUGGCGGCCUGCCUGCAGCCUGCCGACACGGCGGCGCCGCGAGCUCUCGCUCAAGGCCACGGGGGCUACCUGGAUCGUCUGCUCCUCCAGCCCCAUCGGAGAUCCGCGCUGCCGUUUCCCGAUUUAUGGUGAGGCUCAUAGAACUACUGUUUUUCAAACCCAGAUUCAGCGCCUGUUGAUGGACGAGAGAUGAAAAACUUCAUCAAGUAUCAAAUUUGAAGAAAAAUAAGUUCAGAUGGGCUCCAUUCUAAGUGCUACAGGGAGUACUGCUAAGUCUAUGGAUCGGCAUGAGACAUCUGGAACAGAUCCUAAUAAGAGGGUGAAAGUAUCUACUUAUGAGUAUGGGACGAACCCAAGGAUCAUUCCAACACUUCCUGAUGAGCUCUCGUUCCAAAUUCUGGCAAGGUUACCACGGAUUUAUUACCUAAACUUGAAGAUGGUUUGCAGAGCUUGGAAGGCAGCAAUCACCAGUCAUGAACUUUCCCAGCUGAGGAGAGAGCUUGGCGUAAGUGAAGAAUGGUUGUAUGUACUGACCAAAGUUGAGGCAAAUAAGCUCGAUUGGUAUGCUCUUGAUCCAUUGUUUCAGAAAUGGCAGAGGUUGCCACCGAUGCCUUCUUUCGUCAAUGAGGAGGAAUCCAGUAGGACUGGAUCUUCUGGGUUCCGGAUGUGGAAUGUUGUGGGCUCAAGCAUUAGGAUUGCUGAUUUCGUGAGGAGCUGGUUCUGGCGCAGGAACGGUUUGGACCAGAUGCCCUUUUGUGGUUGCUCAGUGGGUGUUGCUGAUUGUUACUUGUAUGUCGUUGGGGGGUUUUCCAAAGCUGUUGCCCUGAACUGCGUAUGGAGAUAUGACCCUUUUGUCAAUUUUUGGGAGGAAGUAAGCCCAAUGAUGACUGGGCGGGCUUUCUGCAAGGCAACAUUCUUGAAUGGCAAGUUAUAUGUAGUUGGUGGAGUCAGUAGGGGUCGAAAUGGCUUGCUUCCUCUGCGUUCAGCUGAGGUGUUUGAUCCGCAAACUGGACUGUGGAGUGAGCUACCAGAAAUGCCUUUUGCGAAAGCACAGGUACUCCCCACAGCUUUCUUGGCUGAUGUGCUGAAGCCUAUUGCCACAGGAAUGGCACCAUACAAGGGUAAACUAUACGUCCCUCAGAGCUUGUACUCAUGGCCAUUCUUUUUCGACAUCGGAGGCGAGAUAUAUGACCCGGAACUGAAUUCUUGGUCAACGAUGCCGGAUGGUCUCGGCGACGGAUGGCCAGCAAGGCAGGCAGGCACUAAACUUGGAGUCGUGAUCGACGACAAACUUUAUACCUUGGAGCCUUCCAGCUCUUUGGACAGUGGCCAGAUAAAAAGAUACAACUCUGAAGAAGACACAUGGGUAACUAUCGCCCCACAGGUUCCAGUUAACGAUUUCACUGAUGCAGAGGCUCCAUAUUUACUUGCUGGCCUCCAUGGAAGGCUCCACGUUAUAACAAAGGCGGCGAACAAUACUCUUCAGGUUAUGCAGGCUGUGGUGCAGAAUAACACAGACAAUAGGGCAUCUGAAGAAAACUUGUUAUGGAACACAGUGGCUUCCAAGAACUUUGGGACGGCUGAGCUUGUCAGUUGCCAGGUUCUUGAUGUUUAAAACGUGGUCGCCGUUCACUACUGUAGAGCAUAUGUUUGGCCUAGGUUUCAUACUAUGGGCUAUCGUUUUAGCCAACAAACAUAUAGUUUUUUUUUCCUUGUGUGUAUGCGUGGUGUGUGGUGUGUGGAGAAGUCCUUUAAUUUGACAUGGGAGUCAUGGGGAUAUAUCUAUUACAGGCAUUCAGACAUGUAUAAGUUGACCCAACUGCGGGAAAGAUGUGUAUAUAGGCAUACAAUCGACAUGAUUAUGUACAGUGAUCAAGCAUAAGCUUCUUGUGGGCAUUGUUUCUGAUCA